GUUCCUAAGAGAAGUAUACUCAAUUUUUAUGGUCGAAUAUGUAUUAUUAUCCUUUAUUUAAUAACCGGCAAUUGUACCCUUGGCAGCUCCUAAGGCUUCUUCACUGACUUGCCGGCCUAUCGCCGAAGAAGAUUACUUCCUUCCUUUAAUCCUCCAGACUUUCCAUUGCUGUAUUCUCAAAGCUCCAAUAUUUCUUCUUCUUUUCUUGCUUCCAGUUUCUUUGAUCACUCCCCAUCACUUUGUCUCUGAUGGAAAGUCGAAGCCUUUUCUGGGUUUCUCCGAUGGGUAUUGCUCACUACUUGGAUUUUCCGCAUGGAGUGGUAAAUUAGGGUUUUUGGCCAUCGCCCUCAAACGGUUUGCAGCAGUCUCGGUUCUAUGAGUUUGGGAAUACAACAUCGCUCUUGAAUUGGAUUCUAGCCUCGAUUAAUUUUGGGAUUCUUCUGUGAUAUUAUAGCUUCGUUCUUCUGGUUGGUGCUGAAAAAUUGAAAGCCUGAGUCUUUGAUUCUAAAGCUUGGAGUGAGAUUGGGAAAUGUUUUCGGGGAGGUCUACAAUGUUUGAGGAGUUGGAGCGCUCUCUUGAUUGUUGAGGACAAAGAGAGAAGAAAUGGAUCUAUGGAUAAUCGCAGCUACUGCUGCUACAGGAUAUAUAGCCAAGCAUCUGCAAAAUGUAUCAAAAGGUAAAGGAAACUUCCCCGAGUUUUCUUCUGAAGAUUUGAUUUUGACUAAUGUGAAGCCAGAAUCUCCGAGAUGUUUGGUUAGCGGAAUGGUACCAAAUGAAGAAAACUUUGAGGAUUGCCUAAAUGGGGGAAAUCUAGAUGUAUUCGAAUGUGGCAAUGUAUACGGAGUGGAAGUAGCUUCGGGUAAUGAGGAGAUUCGUUCAGAUUCUUUUGGGAACAGAGCGUUUCUUAGGCGAAAUCAGCGGUACAAGAGUCUUAUCAAGCCUUUUUCUAUGGAGAAGAGCGUAGUGUCUCGAUUACAUAGAGAGCAAAUGUCCAUGGAGGAACAUAUGCGUAGCCCUUAUCCAUCGCCGUGCGGUUCAGUUUCGAGGCCCUUGGUUGUUACUGAUGGUACAGAAGUAAUUAGCAGGAACUCUGGAGACUGUAUUAGCCAGCGAGUCCCGAAUUUCGGAAUUCCUCAGCUAAGGAAGUUGGAAUCUUCGGGUCUUUAUGCUAAGAGGAGAGAUGGUAAUGCGAGUAGGAGAUCUGAUAAUGGGAUUGAUGAUGCAGCGUUACUGUUAUGCUUUGGAAUUUCGAUUGGGAUAAUGUCAUCAUUUCUACUAGCAAACCAAACCGAAGUUAACAAGGUCAAACCUGAGUUAAAGCAGACUGAGGAUUUAGAAGAUGAGCUCAAGGCGAAAGAUUCGUUGACAGUGAAAGAUGACUUCCACAAUUGUGGAAAACAGUGUGAUGAAAAGACGUUAGAGAAUUCAGAAUCUAUAAGUAAAAUUGAAGCAGAGCUUGAAGCUGAACUUGAAAGGCUGGAGAUCAACAUGAACUCCUCCAACAUUGAGACAAGACUCUCAGAUGACUUUGAGCUGGAGUCGGGUUUUGAGGUAGAAUUUGCGCAGGGAGAGCUGAGAGAUGAUCUGGUUGAAAGGCGGUGUUUUGAUGAAACCGAGUCCAACCAGGAACCGAGUGGAAACGCCACUCCUGAAUCAGGAAACUAUACAGUCUCACCUCGUGAGUUAAGCUUGCGUCUGCACGGAGUUAUCAACUCGCGUUAUGAGAAACGGAUAAAAGAACUCGAGAUCGCCUUACAAGAGAGCCAGAGGAAAGUGGAGCAGCUAGUCAUGGAAUCAGAGGAAAACAAGAAGCCAUUGUCAAGGAUUUGGGAAACCCAUCAAGUGAUGAAACACAAGAGAGACUCAAAUCUUCCAGUUUCUGUAUCGCAUGUAGAGCAGAAGCAUAAUCCUGCAGAGAACCAACCUCUGGUUAUGAAUUUAGCAGGGCCAGCGCUUGAUGCGUUCAACGAGUCUUACGAGGAACUGAUGGAUAUAAACGAUUAUUCUGAAGAAGACGAUUUACCAUAUGAGAUGCAGGAGAAUGAGCGGCAAGAAAAAUUGUCUUUGACGAGCAAAAGCUCACCUUGGAGCCAUAAAGAUUACAUAAAGGAUUCCUCAAGAACUUCAGAGGAUGUGAGUUUCUUCAGUCUGCAAGAGCUACUUGGUCUGAGCGACGAAGAAGAAGAAGAAGAAGAAGAAGAAGAAGAAGAGAUUGAGAGUGAGAUGGAGAUGCAACUGAUAAAGCAGAUUGUUGAGAAAACGAAACAAGGGUCUUCUGCUGUGUUUAAUGCCCAGAAGAUGCUAUUUCUCAUGGAAGAAAUAGAACAGAACCCAUAAAAUGCUCAAAUUCUCAUUUGUUUCUGGUGAAAUUAUUGUAGGCGUCUCCAGUUAGUGUGUGUAGAUGUGUAAAGAUUUGGUGAAACUUGUCUUGUCAGAUCCAAACAAACUGAAAAUAUGUUUUGUCAAACUCCAUGUUUAUGCGAGUAACGGUGUAAAAGAUGGAAAAUGAAAUCUGGC
This is a messenger RNA of Thlaspi arvense, 2517 nucleotides long. NCBI's taxonomy places the organism in Eukaryota, Viridiplantae, Streptophyta, Magnoliopsida, Brassicales, Brassicaceae. The record is from the annotation of a GenBank genome assembly.